Molecule: messenger RNA, 486 nt
Organism: Closterium sp. NIES-65
Lineage: Eukaryota; Viridiplantae; Streptophyta; Zygnematophyceae; Desmidiales; Closteriaceae
Source: the annotation of a GenBank genome assembly
AUGGGCGCCUAUCUCUAUGGGCGCCUAUCUCUAUGGGCGCCUAUCUCUACGGGCGCUUAUCUCUAUGGGCGCCUAUCUCUAGGGGCGCCUAUCUCUAGUGGCGCCUAUCUCUAUGGGCGCCUAUCUCUAGGGGCGCCUAUCUCUAUGGGCGGGCGCCUAUCUCUAUGGGCGCCUAUCUCUUUGGGCGCCUAUCUCCAUGGGCGCCUAUCUCUAGGGGCGCCUAUCUCUAGGGGCGCCUAUCUCUAUGGGCGCCUAUCUCUAUGGGCGCAUAUCUCUAUGGGGGCCUAUCUCUACGGGCGCCUAUCUCUAUGGGCGCCUAUCUCUAGUGGCGCCUAUCUCUAUGGGCGCCUAUCUCUAGGGGCGCCUAUCUCUAUGGGCGCCUAUCUCUAUGGGCGCCUAUCUCUAUGGGCGCCUAUCUCUAUGGGUGCCUAUCUCUUUGGGCGCCUAUCUCUAUGGGCGCCUAUCUCUAGGGGCGCCUAUCUCUAG